Molecule: messenger RNA, 4279 nt
Organism: Tachysurus vachellii
Lineage: Eukaryota; Metazoa; Chordata; Actinopteri; Siluriformes; Bagridae
Gene: papss1
Product: 3'-phosphoadenosine 5'-phosphosulfate synthase 1
Exons: 12
Coding region: 84-1967 (627 amino acids)
Biological process (GO): sulfate assimilation; 3'-phosphoadenosine 5'-phosphosulfate biosynthetic process
Molecular function (GO): ATP binding; adenylylsulfate kinase activity; sulfate adenylyltransferase (ATP) activity
Source: RefSeq, a predicted model, not a curated record
CUUGCUGUUGGGGUUGGUGUCGGCCAUCCGUUACGAAGCCGGCUGUGAGAGAGACUUUAUUCUCUUAACUUGUAGCUCGUUAAAUGGCAGAUAUGGAGACGUCUGCGACCUCGCACAAGAAACAGAAGUUGAGUAACGCGGUUCAGAACUGGGGAAUGCAACGUGCUACCAAUGUCACCUACCAAGCUCACCAUGUGAGCCGAAACAAACGCGGACAAGCUGUCGGGACAAGAGGAGGCUUCCGGGGAUGCACCGUGUGGCUCACAGGCCUGUCCGGAGCGGGCAAGACGACGGUGAGCAUGGCUCUGGAGGAGCACCUGGUGUGUCACGGUAUCCCCUGCUAUACUUUGGAUGGAGACAACAUCAGACAGGGCCUGAACAAAAACCUGGGCUUCAGUCCUGAAGACAGAGAAGAGAACAUACGCCGUAUAGCCGAGGUGGCAAAGCUGUUCGCUGACGCCGGUCUCGUGUGUAUUGCAAGCUUCAUCUCCCCAUACAGCAGGGACCGGCUGAACGCGAGAAAGAUCCACGAAGCAGCAGGUCUCCCGUUCUUCGAAGUUUUUGUGGAUGCACCGCUUGAUGUGUGCGAACAAAGAGAUGUUAAAGGCCUUUACAAGAGAGCCAGAGCUGGAGAGAUCAGAGGGUUCACAGGAAUUGACUCUGAGUAUGAGAAGCCCGAGGCUCCUGAACUGGUGCUGAAGACCGACUCGUGCAGUGUGAAUGAGUCUAUUCAGCAGCUGCUCGAUCUUCUGCAGGAGAGGGACAUUGUACCUGUAGAUGCUUCCUAUGAAGUGAAGGAACUCUAUGUGCCUGAAAACAAGCUGGACUUGGCUAAAGCUGAUGCAGAGACUCUGCCUGCUAUUGAGAUUGGAAAGGUGGACAUGCAGUGGGUCCAGGUGCUGGCCGAGGGCUGGGCGACUCCACUCAACGGCUUCAUGCGAGAGAGGGAGUACCUCCAGUGCCUGCAUUUCGACUGCCUUCUCGACGGAGGAGUUAUUAACUUGUCCGUGCCGGUGGUCCUGCCCGUCUCAGGCGCAGACACGGAGCGUCUAGACGGCUGCACGGCGGUGGCGCUGGUCUACAACGGGCGGCGUGUGGCCAUCCUGCGCAAUCCCGAGUUCUAUGAGCACCGCAAGGAGGAGCGCUGUGCCCGCCAGUGGGGCACCACCUGCAAGGACCACCCAUAUAUCAAGAUGGUGAUGGAGAGUGGCGACUGGUUAGUAGGAGGAGAUCUGCAGGUUCUAGAUCGAAUCUACUGGAACGACGGCCUGGACACCUACCGCCUCACCCCCAACGAGCUCAAACAGAAGUUCAAAGAACUGAAUGCAGAUGCGGUAUUUGCGUUCCAGCUGAGGAACCCGGUCCAUAACGGUCACGCCCUGCUCAUGCAGGACACACGCAGACGCCUGAUGGACCGCGGUUAUCGCCGACCCGUACUGCUGCUGCAUCCGCUGGGCGGCUGGACCAAAGACGACGACGUGCCGCUGCCGUGGCGCAUGAGGCAGCACGCUGCCGUGCUCGAGGAGGGCCUCCUUGACCCUGCCUCCACAGUGGUGGCCAUCUUCCCUUCGCCGAUGAUGUACGCCGGACCCACUGAGGUGCAGUGGCACUGCAGAGCCCGAAUGGUAGCCGGGGCCAACUUCUACAUAGUCGGCCGAGAUCCAGCCGGAAUGCCACACCCUGCCACGGGCAAGGACUUGUACGACCCUACUCACGGCGCCAAGGUCCUUACGAUGGCACCCGGGCUCAUCUCUCUGGAAAUCGUUCCCUUCAGAGUGGCAGCCUACAACAAAGCCAAGAAGGCCAUGGACUUUUAUGACUCCAAAAACCACCAGGACUAUGAAUUCAUCUCAGGCACGCGCAUGAGGAAGUUGGCACGUGAGGGCGAGAACCCGCCGGACGGCUUCAUGGCCCCGAAAGCCUGGACUGUGCUCAAGGAGUAUUAUAAAUCCCUGGAGAAGGCAUAAGUCAGCAGCCGGGUGGAGAGACGAUGGCUGACGGUGGUUCUGUUACAGUCUAAAGAGAGGAAAUGAUGCUGCAGGGAGGAGGGGGGAGGAGACCACGGUCCAACAUGGCACCAUUCAGACCUGUCAGGAUUUGUGUACAGAAUCAUUGCCUCCAAUGUUCUCUUAAUGCUUGUUGCAAACUCUGGUUCUUUAAGUUUCUCUCUCUCUCUCUCUCUCUCUCUCUUUUUCUUUAAAAUUGUUUUUAGAUGGAUUUUUUUUGUUUGUAUUUUUUUUUUUUUUUUUUUUUUUAAUAGAAACUUAACUUAUUGACUCCAAGGAAAUUUUAAAGGCGUAUUAAACGGCUUCACAUGAAGAGCUUUGUCAAAGAGAGGAAAAAAAAUCCACUUAUACGGUUAAAAUUUGAUCAUUGAUGUGUUAUUUAAAGUGUUGUGAUAAAAACAAAAUGAAUCAUCCUCAUUUUCAUAAUUACACCGAUAUUACCGUUGCCAAACGCACGAUAACGUUUCAUAACGUCUCCUAAUUUCAGUUUGUCUCGUUUUUUUUGUUUGUUUGUUUAUAAAAAGGUUUUCACCAAAACCUAAACAAUAAUACGGUACGUCUUUAAUUAAUCAGCUAUUUUGCCUUAACACAGUACGUUUUAUCGGAGGUAGGGAUGCAUCGACUCCAAGCAAGUCUCACUGCUCAGUGUUCACAGAAAUGAUGUGCUUUCUCAUGCAAACUUUUUCUGUUUUUCUACACGCUAGCAACAGUGUUCACUGUUCACACUCGCGGACGCCUCUGUGUGGCACUCUGUAUUCAAGAUACUGUUUAAACAUCACAAGAUUGAUCAAAAUACUUAUAGAUGUAAGCUGCUAGAGUUCUUUCCCACGGAGCACAGAUCGCAGUCUGCUUCGCUUUGAUUGCCGUAAUUCAUCGCGAAAUACUUCUUGUCAUCUGUUCAUUAGCGUGACGACAUACACCAGGAUUACGUAACGUAGUAUCGGAUGUUCGUAUACAAGCGUUUUACGGAACAAGUAAACGAGAACAGCAUGAUGCGGAUACGUGAUACCAGUAACGAUGCAUCCCUAAUCUGAGGUCGUGAAACAGAGUAGGUCAAAACGGUUUGCUGAACUAUGUUACAUGUCAUAAUGACUUCAUCAGUGCAGAUGUGUACAGAUGUGGUUUGGUCGUCUGCACCCGUAACCGUAUGUUCUUUAGUGAUGUGCACUAUAUAGCCAAAAGUUUGUGGACACCUAUUUGUCCUUGUCGAACCUCUCAGUGCUGUUGUAAUAUCCUCCACUAUUCCAGGAAGGCUUUCCACUAGAUUUUGUAACGUUGCUGUGGAGAUCUGAGCUCAAGUCAAGAGCAUUAGUGAGCACAUUUGGACACACUGGUGUGAUUUUGUGGAAGAACAUCAGACGCUCUUAUCCAGAGCAACAUGCGUUUUAUCUCGUUUACACAUUUGAGCAGUUGGUGGUUAAGAGCCUUGCACAGAGGACCAAUAGUGGCAGCUUUGUGGACCUUGAAUUUGAGCUCAUAACCUUCCGAUCAGUGAUCCAACACCUUAACCAUUGAGCUACCACAGACGCUAAGACCGAUGGCUGAAGUUCUGGACUUCAUUGGCCAAGGACCACUUAGGAGGGCAUCUGACCGUCAUGUAAAGCAACAUGACAAGUCCCUUUAAAAACAGACCGGCCUGCAAACACAGAUGGUUCAUUUAAAUAAGUUGCGUAAAUUGACGAGUCUAUAUCAUGAUCCUCAUAAGUGCUUACUGUCAGUUUUAAACACAGCAGCUUCCUUUUUCCAUGAGGGAAGUAGAGCAGAACAACAGCUUUGUUUCCAGGUGGACCAUUUAAAAAUAAAUCAAUCAAUCAUGUACAAUCCCACCAGGAGAUGACCGUUUGCAGGCAUGGUGUUCGAGGCUGAGACUAGGAGUCCACAACCCAUACAGUGCAUCUCAGAUUCAGAUAGUGGAAAGAUCUCUGGUGUCCAAACCUAAGAUGGAUAGUCAAGAGGGUCAGCUGUGGAAUAAUGUCUUUAAUGAUGUAAAGAUGAAUAUGUGAUUAAAACACUUUUACUAAUAUUGAUUUAAUUCAUAAUUAUUAAUUCAUGUAUUUGAUAUGAUUGUCUGUAGCAUAUUAUAACACACAUGUUAAUUAUAACACACAUGUUAAUUAUAACACACAUGUUAAUCGACUGGGAUUGAUAGUUUCUGUAGGUUUUUUUUUUUUCUCAGUCCAGUAUGUAUGUGGACCACUCAUUAGUUUCUAAUCUGUUGCUUUAACCUUUUUUUUUUUUUUACCUUUUCACCAUUGUCUUUUAUUACUAUAUCA